This is a messenger RNA of Cercopithifilaria johnstoni, 1851 nucleotides long. NCBI's taxonomy places the organism in Eukaryota, Metazoa, Nematoda, Chromadorea, Rhabditida, Onchocercidae. The record is from the annotation of a GenBank genome assembly.
AUGACAAAACGUCGGCCGAAAAACAAAAAACCAGCGGGAUUAAAUCGUUUUUUGGGAAAUCGCUUAUUAAAUGAACGUGAAAAAUUGCGGCAACAAUCCCGGAAAAGACAACAAGCCUAUAGUGCCGAGAAUCUGGCUGAAAUUAAUAAGAACACGGCACAAAAUAUUGACUCUGUAACCGAUGAAACCGGUCUUGAAGAAUUUCUAGCCAAGGCAGAACUUGCUGGGACAAAUUUUACAUCCGAACGAGGGGAAUUUUGUGUGCUGGAUUUGGAAAAUUCGAGAGCUGUAAGUACCACAAAUGUCGCUUACUCAGUGGAUGAACUGUAUAGAAAGUACGGUGACCGAUUACGGAUUCCUCGUCGACCACCGAAACAUGCAUGGGAAACAGUGAAUGAUUUAGCACAAUUGGAAAAUACAUAUUUUUUGGAAUGGCGUAAAAAUCUUGCUGACUUACAAGAGGGUUGUGGUGUGCUGUUAACUCCAUUUGAGAGAAACCUGGAACUGUGGAGACAACUUUGGCGAGUCGUUGAACGAAGUGAUAUCGUUGUACAGGUUUUGGAUGCUCGAAAUCCGUUGCUCUUCCGGAAUUUGGAUUUAGAGGCAUAUAUUAAGGAGUGUGAUGUCGCGAAGCAAAGUAUAUACUUGAUCAAUAAAGUUGAUUUAUUAUCGAAUAAACAAAUAGAGAUGUGGAAAAAAUGGUUCUUAGAAAAUAAUAUAGAUGCCGUUUUUUGGUCGGCUUUGGAACCAAAAGCUAGUUAUGAUAGUAACACAGUAAUAAAAGAGCUGACUGAACAGUGCGGGCGAGAAUCAUCUAGCAGUUCAAAUGAAAAUGAAAAAAUAGAGAAUGAGGAACAGAAUUCCGAAGAAUCAUCAAGAAGUAUAAAUGGAGACGAUGACAAUAGCAAACGGAGGAGGAGUUUUGAAGUGAAGCUGUCACAGAAUAUUGAUAUCUCAGAAGAAAAAAUUCCGAUUAUACGUCAUGCUGCGGAACUAAUAUCAUUUUUCAAGUCUCGAGGUCGUAUCCGAACAAAUGAUAAAGGAAGGCGCUGUCUUGUUGUUGGAAUGGUUGGUUACCCAAAUGUUGGUAAAAGUUCUACAAUAAAUAAGCUACUGAAUCAAAAGAAAGUAGCAGUAUCCACUACACCUGGAAAAACGCGACAUCUGCAGACACUGUUGGUUGAUGAGGAGCUUAUUUUAUGUGAUUGUCCUGGACUUGUGAUGCCGUCAUUUGCAUUAAACCGAAGUGAAAUGAUUCUGAAUGGAAUUCUUCCAAUCGACCAUAUGCGCGAGUACUUAUCUCCAGUUGAAUUACUGUUAACGCGGGUCCCGCGGAAAUGUUUUGAAAACAUUUAUUCGGUGAUGCUGGCGAACAUUACUGAUAGUGGUGAUGAUGAAGAAACGCUUACUGCGCAUGAUCUGCUUACAGCAAUUGCAUUCAUGAGAGGCUACAUGUCAUCAUCUGGCGUACCAGAUUGUUCACGGGCGGCACGUUUAGUGCUGAAAAAUGUUGUAGAUGGUAAAGUAAAAUGGAUUGCUGCACCACCAAAUGUGGAUCAAAAAGAAUUUGAUAAGUUAACUUAUGUACUGGAUGAAGCGAGUUCACUGAAACCGAAGCCAACUAAUGGGAUUAUGCAACAGCUUGAAAAACGUCAUUUAUUGCAUGAUAUGAAGCAUUCAGACAGAUUGUUAGAUGAACAGUUUUUUCUUUGUUCGAGCAGUCAGGUCCAUGUUCGUCCCUUGCGUUCUACACCGAACUUUACUCCAUCGCAAAGAGAUGGAACCCAAUCGUCGAAGAAACAUUUUAACAAAAGUAAACACGAGAAAUUACGGAGGAUUUUUGUUGAUUAA